CCCCUCUCCAUCCCCACGCCUAGUCCUCACUCUGCAGCCAUCAAUUCAGUCUCUCCUUGGAACCAACAUCAUCAGAGGUAAAGAGCAAGCAUGUCUACAGAGCGGUUUGACUGCCAUUACUGCAAGGAGUCCUUGUUGGGAAAUAAAUAUGUUUUGAAGGAGGAUACUCAGUACUGCAUUAAGUGUUAUGAGAACUUGUUCUCCAAUUGCUGUGAAGUGUGCUCUCUGCCUAUUGGGUGCAACUGUAAGGAUCUGUCCUAUAAGGAUCGCCACUGGCAUGAGCAGUGCUUCAAGUGUGCCAAAUGCAGCCGCUCUCUGGUGGAAAAGCCCUUUGCAGCUAAGGAUGAACAACUGCUCUGCACAGAGUGUUACUCCCAUGAGUACUCCUCCAAGUGCUCCACCUGCAAGAAAACCAUCAUGCCAGGUUCCCGCAAAAUGGAGUACAAGGGGAACAGCUGGCAUGAGACCUGCUUCCUGUGCAACCGCUGCCAGCAGCCAAUAGGAACCAAGUCCUUCAUCCCCAAAGACAACGGCUACUUCUGCGUGCCCUGUUUUGAGAAGCAAUUUGCAUAUCAGUGCUGUGCCUGUAAAAAAGCCAUUACGACCGGUGGGGUGACCUACAAUGACAAACCCUGGCACCGUGAGUGUUUCCUGUGCAUCGGCUGUAAGAAGCAGCUAUCAGGACAGCGUUUCACCUCCAGAGAGAACUACCCCUACUGUCUGGACUGCUUUAGCAACCUCUAUGCCAAGAAGUGUGUGGGUUGCACCAAACCCAUCACCAGUCUGGCAGGAGCCAAGUACAUCUCCUUUGAGGAGCGCCAGUGGCACAGCGAGUGUUUCACCUGUAUGCAGUGCUCCGUGUCUCUAGUGGGCCGUGGCUUCCUCACCCAGCGUGACGACAUCCUGUGCACCGACUGCGGCAGAGAGAAAUGACUUCACUGGGGAGGUCACGACCUUAUGACCUUGUAACAAUCCAGCAACAGGUCACACCACACUCAAACCAUACUACAACAUAUUCUGAAACACCACACCAAAACCCUACCCAGCGAGAAGUGACCUCAGUAGAUGGUCACAAUAUUGACCUUUCAUCAUUCUAUUGUUGUUUCAGUGUUGUGACGUUUGUGAGGAGAGGAGCCUUUGAUGUACACCUGUAGCUUCCCCUUUCAAGAGAAGUAAUAGAAUCUUAUGACAAGUUAAAUGUAUAAUUUACAGAAUAAUCUCACUCGUGAUAAUCUAAACGACAAAGAUAUGUACUUGACACCAAUUAUUUUGUCUGCACAUUAGUCCUUGCUGUUUGCAUGUUUUAAGUUUUCAUCAUUAUUCACAUCAAAGUAAUAGUAGUUUUGUAGUAGUUUAAAUAAGGUGACAAUCUAAAUCGAGUGAUUCAUUUUUUGUUCAAAUCAAAAUUCUGACCUUGAUUUAUGAAUGCAUCUGUUGUGUUAAAUGAAUGGCACUGCUUUGCCUUAAUGAAUAAAAAGUUGUGUGGG
This is a messenger RNA of Coregonus clupeaformis (lake whitefish), 1487 nucleotides long. It is a transcript of the gene fhl5, whose product is annotated as four and a half LIM domains 5. The record is from RefSeq and is a predicted model, not a curated record. The coding region runs from base 91 to 933 and encodes 280 amino acids. Gene Ontology annotation, cellular component: Z disc; nucleus. Lineage: Eukaryota; Metazoa; Chordata; Actinopteri; Salmoniformes; Salmonidae. The transcript has 6 exons. Gene Ontology annotation, molecular function: transcription coregulator activity.